This is a messenger RNA of Durio zibethinus, 2268 nucleotides long. RefSeq names its product WD repeat-containing protein 26 homolog. Gene Ontology annotation, molecular function: protein binding. NCBI's taxonomy places the organism in Eukaryota, Viridiplantae, Streptophyta, Magnoliopsida, Malvales, Malvaceae. The record is from RefSeq and is a predicted model, not a curated record.
UAAUCCCAUAUGUAAUUUUUAUUUUUUGCCAUUUGCCGACUGCAAAAACAAAAUCAUAAAGAAAAAAAAAAAGUAUUUUAGUAAUCACUGUUCCCUAUGGUCUAUACAUAGCUCUGGGUGGUAGCGCUUUGCGUAUUCUAUUUCUCCUUUUUCAAUCUUUCUCUUCCCCUCUUCCCCUCUUCCCUUCACAUUUCUCUUUAUUUCCAACUGGUUCUUUGGCGUCCUCCCUUUCUUUCCUGUUUCCUCUCCCUGGGAAUGCCUUCCGUUUGUUUGCUUUUUGACUUGUAGGAAAUUUAUGGGCUGAGUUGGGCAUUUCAUGGGAGUCAUUGAAGAUAGUGAACCACCCUUGAAACGUGUGAAAGGGCUCUUGGAAGAACCAAAGAGCUUGCCUGAGUAUAAUUCGACUGCAGAACCUGUUUCUUGCUCUUUGGAAGACCAGAUGGCUAGGCCUCUAACCUCCCAAGGAGAUGGGGAAACAAUUGGUUCGCAAGGUGUUAUAAAAAAAACAGAAUUUAUCAAAAUUAUAACUAAGGCAUUGUACUCACUCGGUUAUAACAAAAGUGGUGCCCUUCUAGAGGAGGAAUCAGGAGUACCAUUGCAUUCUUCAGUGGUUAUUCAGUUUAUGCAGCAAGUGACAGAUGGGAAGUGGGAUGAUAGUGUGGCUACAUUGCAUAUGAUUGGUCUCUCGGAUGAAACAAUUGUGAAAUCAGCAUCUUUCUUGAUAUUGGAACAAAAGUUUCUUGAACUUCUGAAAGUGGAAAAAGUCACGGCUGCAUUGGAAACACUAAGGAAUGAGAUUGUGCCUCUUCAUGUCAAUCUGAACCGCGUUCAUGACCUUGCUGCCUGUAUCAUCUCUCCUUUCCAAUGUGUAAGACUUGGGAUUUCUGGUCAAGAAACUGAGGUGACAAAGUCAAGGUCAAAGAUUCUAGAAAAACUACAAAAGUUGUUUCCUGCUGCAGUCAUGAUUCCUGAAAAAAGGUUAGAGCAUCUUGUUGAAAGGGCUCUUGAUGUUCAAAGAGCGGCUUGCUUGUUCCAUAAUACCUCAGAUAGUGAACUCUCUUUGUACUCAGAUCACCAGUGUGGGAAAAAUCAAAUUCCUUCCCAGACAUUGCAGAUACUACAAGUACACAAUGAUGAAGUUUGGUUUUUGCAAUUCUCACAUAAUGGCAAGUAUUUGGCCUCAUCAUCCAAGGAUCAGUCGGCAAUUAUAUGGGAGGUUAAAGAAAAUGGUCAGGUGUCACUCAAGCAUACCCUAUGUGGUCAUCAAAAACCAGUAUCAACCAUUUCAUGGAGCCCAGAUGAUAGUCAAAUCCUUACUUGUGGACUAGAGGAGGUUAUUAGGCGUUGGGAUGUCAGCUCUGGAGAAUGCCUCCAUGUUUAUGAAAAACCUGGUGUUGGUUUGAUUUCUUGUGGAUGGUUUCAUGAUGGUAGAGGAAUAUUUGCUGGGAUGACAGACAGGAGCAUCUGCCUCUGGGAUUUGGAUGGAAGAGAGCUGGAAUGGUGGAAAGGACAGAGGGCUCUUAGAAUCUCAGAUAUGGCCAUAACUGAUGAUGGUAAGAGAAUCAUAAGCAUAUGCAGAGAAUCUGCUAUACUAUUGCUUGACAGGGAAGCCAAAUUUGAGAGACUGAUUGAAGAGGUGGACAUGAUUACUUCAUUCUCAUUAUCAAAAGACAACAAGUUCUUACUUGUUAAUCUUAUAAACCAAGAAAUCCAUCUCUGGAACAUAGAAGGUGAUCCAAAACUUGUGUCAAGCUACAAAGGUCACAAACGUACCCGAUUUGUUAUCAGAUCUUGUUUUGGUGGACUUGGGCAAGCUUUUAUAGCCAGUGGUAGCGAGGAUUCACAGGUGUACAUAUGGCACCGAUGCUCGGCGGAGCUACUAGUGGCACUGCCUGGACAUUCUGGUGCCGUUAACUGCGUAAGCUGGAAUCCAGCAAACCUUCAUAUGCUGGCUUCAGCUAGUGAUGACCGAACAAUUCGGAUUUGGGGGUUAGAUCAUUUUAACCCGAAACACAGAAACCAGAGCAAUGGUGGCACCCACCACUGUAAUGGAAGGAGUUGAAACAAUUUAUGUGUUGUGAAAUAAUUUCUCAAGUUGUAACACCUUCAUUAACGUUUGUCUAAAUCCUGCAAUUAUUUGCUUCUGUUCUUUGACAUUCAAAAAGCAGGCAGACGGCCAAAUGCAAUCUGCUACUGCUAGGAUACAUUCUGCUUGAUUCCUUCACUGUCUUUGAUCCUGGUGUAGGUUAGUGAACUGUUAGAUUGAUU